Pimephales promelas (fathead minnow) is the source of this 2422-nucleotide messenger RNA. RefSeq names its product spermatogenesis associated 7 (gene spata7). Gene Ontology annotation, cellular component: photoreceptor distal connecting cilium; ciliary basal body; rod photoreceptor outer segment. NCBI's taxonomy places the organism in Eukaryota, Metazoa, Chordata, Actinopteri, Cypriniformes, Leuciscidae. The record is from RefSeq and is a predicted model, not a curated record. Gene Ontology annotation, biological process: microtubule cytoskeleton organization; photoreceptor cell maintenance.
AUAGCAACCAACAUGGCGACGUUGAAGCUUCAGGGUAGCGGGGACAGAUUAGCUGGCAGCUAGCAGCUAGCAAAACAUCUGUGAAAGAUGAUAACUGUGAAAAUAAGUGUAUGGAGUAUUUGUGAUAUGUCUUUAUUACCUCAUGCGUUCAUAUGAACGUUUAACGUGAUGGUUUCCGGUGAAACACGAGUAUUUUGAGUAUGAGACUCCAGCCAGAGUUUAUCAUCAUGGACACUAAACCAGGGUUCUGUUUUGGUUCAUCUGGCAAACUGAUGAAUCAGUACUUGAUUAAAGACCACAUGGUUUCACAUUACAGAAAGAUGUAUUCAGCCAAAGCUGCUGUGGACUGUUCAGUGCCUAAAAGCUUGCAUAGCAGUGUCAAAUAUGUUGAUCAAAAGCGGCGUGAGCAGUUAAGGAAAGACACUCGAAGUCAGUCGAGAAGGUCUGAUUCCCAGAGGAGCACUAGGAUCAACUCAAGAGCCUCCUGUUCUUCCAAGAAUAGCAGACCGUCCGUUCAGGGUGGCGAUGGUGCCUAUCAUUACCUGGACCAAUCGCUGGGGUCAUCGCCCAGAAUCAGCACCUCGUUUCAUUCCAAACAAAUUGUAUAUCCAUCCCAAACAUCUGGAACCCCUGCGAACCACUUCCGAUCUGCCUCCGAGUUGAGUUCCCGCAGCCCAAACCCUCAUUGGCAGGACGCAGGCCCGUCCUGUGCCACGUCUUCCAGUCAGAGAGGGUUUAAAAGCUUUCAGGAUCCCACACAGAAGACCUACAGUGGUGACAUACUGCUGAAACACACUCAUCGCUUCACUCCGGAGAAACCCUUCACUCCGAGAACGCUGAAAUCACACCACCAGUCCACACUGUUACAGUAUCGAUAUUACACUCCUCCACGGAGGAAAGCGGAAGAGGAGAAACCGCCCUCUGUUAUUGGACAGGAGACGCGCCACCGGAGCACACGCUCCAAACAAGGCUUUUCUCCACACCUCGAGUCGCUUCAGACAUUUGCUGUUGAUCACGAGUGGUCGGAUGAAGAAUCAUUUAGACGUGAUGGCAAGACACACAGGUUUAAGGACAGUGAUUUUCUUCUCUCGUCUUCCAGGGUUUCACCAGAAGGCAUGAGAUCCCCCAUAAUGAGGAAAGUUUCAGCAGAGGAGGAAGAAUUGAUGUACCUGGAGUUCAUUACAGAUGUGACGAAUGACAUCCUUACUCAGGGCCUUUAUUCUGACAGAGUACUGAAGAGACUGUUUGAACGGCACAUUGAUAUGAACAGGCAUCGAUUAGAUGAGAACAAAAUGCGGCACCUUCUAGACAAUCUGCAGAAGGACCUGCAAGAUCCUCCGGCUGCCUUCGUCCCGUCUCUGGGCGCAGAAGAAAAGCGUCUGCCUUCAGAUGAUGUUGAGUAUCUUCUUCAUGACGUGUUUGUUGAGGACCGAGGACAGAUCGAGGACAUCAGUCCUGCUGUAGCGUCCACACCUGUAGGCCACAGCCUGGAUGAGGAGUUCCUGAGUGAUCAUGCUGAAAAUCCCAGGAACGAAGCGUUCGAACCGGUCGAUGAACUUGGGAAAAUCAUGGCGGAGUCGUUAAGUGUGUCAGAGACUCAACGGGAAGUGUUCGAACCAGAGCAAACGAGAGGCGAUGUCAGUGAUGAUGAGUUUUAACUCUUUCUGUAGAAUAUCAGGUUUAACUUUUUUAAGGUUAUGAAAGGAAAAGGCAUUGUGUUUUCCAGGAGUUGAUUGUUAUACAAAGCCAUUACAGUAUUUUCAGCAUGUUAUGUACGACAUUGCUGAAUUUUCUGCUCAUAAUGUGGUUUAUUGUUUAUGUAGUCAUUCAAAACUCAUGCUGUGACUUUUACUUGAGUGUUUUAGUUUGUGAAGCUGCAGUGUUCAUAUUUAGUGAUAUACUUGAUACAGCAGAUUUUUAUUUAAACUUUGAAAGAUGUUCAUCUUUAUAGCUUUUGCAUUUGUUAAACACACACAUAACCAUCAAUAACUAGAGGUCAGUCUACAUUUGUUUGAGUUUACAAUGCAUAUAUUUUUUUGUUGCAGUAUUCAAAUAGAAUUGUGUGUACUUUAAAUACUUGUUACACUGAAAUACACUAUAUAAUUUACAUUGUUAGCUUUGUUUUAGCACCUGUUGAUUUAAUUGUUUUGAUUUUUUUUAACUACUGAGAAUGAGAAAUGAAAAACUGUUACCAUAUGUAUUUUUAUAUUUCAGAUGACUUUUACAGACUACUGUAUUUUUGUUGCGUGGAAUGGCCUAUAAUUAAAUGCUUUUGCAAUCAAAUUUGGUUCGUGCGAGCAUGACCAUGAGAAUGAAAUCACAAGUGUUCUCUAACUUCCGUUACUCUAGAAUGUUUAACAGAUAACACUGUUUUAUCGCAAAUCCGAAAAAUGAUGAUAAAGUCUUGUUGUUUAUUACAGCG